UCAUGAGAUAGUAGAAAACGUCAUAUAAAAAUAUGGUUCUAUUGUAAUUAUUGUUAUUGUCACGUAAUUAUAUUCUAUAAUCUAUCGUAAUGUUUACAAAACCUACUGCUUAUUUCAAUACUAAAAACUUUAAUAGAUUAUUUAUUUUUCAUGGAUAACCUAAAAUUUUUACACCUACAUUUAAAAUGAUACUUAAUUAUUGUACAUGCUUGGGUACUAAUUUUUAAACUUAAUUAAAUGUACAACCAUAUUUAUUUAUCAUUUUUUUAAUUUUUGAAUUUACUAAUGCAUUAAAAAGUAAGUUUUGAUUAUUGGAUUUUUUUAAUUGUGUAAAGUGAUAAUAUAAUAUAUACGAAUGGCAUCUUUAAAUAAAAAUAAUGUUAAUGGUACUGAUUUCCGAAAUUCUCAUGCUGAUGAACGGGAAACUCUUUUGGAACAUGAUAGUGAGCCUGAUGAAGAUAUGAUUUUCAGUCGUUCCAGCAUAUCUGAUGACGAUGAUAUUAAAGUUCACAGCAAUAUCGAUAGCGUUAAAAUACAAAUAAGAGAAGUGACUGACGUAAUGCGUGAUAAUGUACAAAAAGUAUUGGAAAGAGGAGAAAGAUUGGAAGAUUUACAAUUAGCUAGCGAUCGAUUAAGUUUUGCUGGUAAUGAAUUUCGUGAUGCCGCUAAAAGAGCGCAACGAAGAGCAUGGAUACAAAAUAUUAAAUCCCGAGUUAUAAUUAUCGGAAUAACCGUUAUUGCUAUAAUAUGUAUUUUAGUUCUAGAUGUCGUGGUGCUUUAUCUGGUUUUCAAAUAAUUAUCACAUUCUGGCAAUAAUAUUUCAUACUAAAUUAAGUUAGCGCUGCAAGUGAUGCUGUUCUUGGCUGGACGCCGCUAGGCAUUUGGAUACAGUGAACAUAAAAGUUUUCUGAAAGAAUCGCCGUCGUUGGAAUGAUGGCUUCUUCUCAAUGAUCGACAAUGUUGUGAGAACUAAGUUGGCCUGAUUCUUACCUAUUUCGAUAUUUAAUCAAUAAAUUUUUCGUGGUUGAUUAGACAUUAUUAAGAGUUGAGUCGAUUCAUUAAUAUUAGAAUCAGCGGUAUAAUUUAAUUAUUUUAACAUUAAAUAAAUUUCAAUGAAAAUAUUAUGGAGUUAAAUGAUUCAAUGAUUUGAGAAAAUUACAAAUAUGAACUGAUUAAACUGAAAUUUGUUU
Microplitis demolitor is the source of this 1190-nucleotide messenger RNA. RefSeq lists its product as uncharacterized. Gene Ontology annotation, cellular component: membrane. Gene Ontology annotation, biological process: vesicle-mediated transport; Golgi ribbon formation. The transcript is spliced from 6 exons. The record is from RefSeq and is a predicted model, not a curated record. The coding region runs from base 356 to 796 and encodes 146 amino acids. NCBI's taxonomy places the organism in Eukaryota, Metazoa, Arthropoda, Insecta, Hymenoptera, Braconidae.